This is a messenger RNA of Aspergillus luchuensis, 243 nucleotides long. RefSeq lists its product as uncharacterized. The record is from RefSeq and is a predicted model, not a curated record. The transcript has 2 exons. The coding region runs from base 1 to 243 and encodes 80 amino acids. NCBI's taxonomy places the organism in Eukaryota, Fungi, Ascomycota, Eurotiomycetes, Eurotiales, Aspergillaceae.
AUGAGGAAGGAAGCGAAAGAUGGACAAGUCGAGAACCUCGUUCCGAUAAUCAUGCUGAACGAAAACCUGAGAGCCAACCAGGCAAUGAAAGUGGCCUUCAUGCUGGCUCAGGAAUCAGCAAGGGGCUUCUAUGAAGUGGCUGAUGAUAUGCGGCAGACUGCCAAGGGAAGACACCGCGCUGUUGCGGAUAUUUUCAUUGAAGGAUGCAGAAACAUUGUCAUGGGGCUCACUCAUUGGAGGUAA